GCAAUGCGGUGUUACAUUGCUUUAAUUUUAAUAUUUUCAUACGUUCAGGCCAGUGUUAAACCACGAUCUGCUGUAUUUGGUGCGUUGCAGACACCAGUGCCGCAAUGUGUAAAUACACGUUACCGGUUUGUUGGUGUGUAUGAUCCUGGUAAUGGAAUCUAUUGGCGUGCUCGUAGAAGGUCGUUCCUAGAUGAUGCAUCGGCGUGGCUAGGAGACUUAGUAGACACAGUCCGCUAUAGGGACUCCGGCACCUCGUUAAACAUAUGCCCUAGGGGUUACUUGUACCGUAUAUACAUAUUGGACAAGGUGAACGCAAUAAAGAAUGCCGUUAAGCGUGGUAUCAUCUCGAUAUCACUGGAUAACAACAAGGUGAAUGUUACCCGAAACGGCUUCCUAAGGAAGUUUAUGAACAACUGCUACUGAGUGUCA
Molecule: messenger RNA, 429 nt
Organism: Babesia bovis T2Bo
Lineage: Eukaryota; Apicomplexa; Aconoidasida; Piroplasmida; Babesiidae
Exons: 3
Coding region: 4-423 (139 amino acids)
Source: RefSeq, a predicted model, not a curated record